Molecule: messenger RNA, 652 nt
Organism: Ochlerotatus camptorhynchus
Lineage: Eukaryota; Metazoa; Arthropoda; Insecta; Diptera; Culicidae
Exons: 1
Coding region: 54-578 (174 amino acids)
Source: RefSeq, a predicted model, not a curated record
GUUUCGAAGUACAAUUGACACGGUGCGGAAGAGUUGGUUUGCAUUUGUGAAACAUGAAGAUAUUAAUUUGUGGAGCGCUGGUCUUCAGUGCCUUACUGGCAUUGGGUAAGGCUUUGCCGGCGGAGGAAAGUGAACCGCAGAUGAUCGAAGAUGGACCUGCUGUGGAUCGAGUUAAGCGACAGGGUCUGUUGGGAGCAUUGCUAGGAGUAGGCCAAGGAGGUCUGGGUGCACCUGGCUAUGGAGGUUACGGAGGAUACGGAGGACAAAGUGGAUAUGGAGGAUAUGGGGGACACGGAGGACAAGGGGGAUAUGGAGGACAUGGUGGACAUGGAGGACAAGGUGGAUAUGGUGGACAUGGUGGACACGGAGGACAAGGUGGAUAUGGUGGAUAUGGUGGACAUGGCAAUCAAGGUGGUUACGGUGGUCAUGGAAAUCAAGGUGGUUACGGUGGUCAUGGAAAUCAAGGUGGUUACGGUGGUCAUGGAGGACAUGGCAAUGGAUACGGACACGGACACGGAGGUCACGGAAGUAAUGGUGGACAUGGCUACGAGCAUGGACAUGGACAUCAUGGAGGUUAAACCAAAGAAUCUCAAAUGUAACCUGAUUAGAAAAGUAGCUCUAAUGUAAAUGUAAUAAACGCGUUGAAUGUUGU